This is a messenger RNA of Gracilinanus agilis (Agile Gracile Mouse Opossum), 1988 nucleotides long. RefSeq names its product BRD4-interacting chromatin-remodeling complex-associated protein-like. Lineage: Eukaryota; Metazoa; Chordata; Mammalia; Didelphimorphia; Didelphidae. The record is from RefSeq and is a predicted model, not a curated record. The transcript is spliced from 8 exons. Gene Ontology annotation, cellular component: SWI/SNF complex. The annotation marks the transcript as partial. Gene Ontology annotation, biological process: positive regulation of DNA-templated transcription.
CUCCAGUUCACCCCAAGCCAAGUGCCCCAUAAGCCCCCCACACCCACACCAGCGGUCCACCUUGCUCCAGAGCCCCCUCCACAGCCGCCAGCGCCCCCCCCGAGGACCUUCCAAAUGGUGCCCAACCCAUUCCAGGCCUUGGCCACCCCGGCGGCCCCGUCCAAGCCGCUGCUGGAGAGAUUCCACCAGGUGCCAUCUGCGCUCAUUCUCCAGGGGAAGGCCGCAGGGCCCCCGGCCGCCCAGCAGACUCCCCCGGCCCUAGGCCCCCUUUCCAGCCCAGCACCUUCUCUCCUGGUCAGUGGGCAGGCCCCACCCGGAACCCAGGCCGCCUCCAGCCACCCUCCUGCCGCGGCGGCCAGCACAGACAGCAAAGUGUUCGGCAGCGGCGCGCCAGCCCUGAGCGGGGCCAAGGUGGCCCCUGGGCAGGGGAAGACGUCCGGCCCGUCUCCGGGGCAGUAUGAGAGCAAACUGAGCAGCCUGAAGAAAGCCACCGCGGUGCAACCCAGCAAGGAGGCCUGCUUUCUGGAGCACCUCCAUAGGCACCAGGGCUCCGUGCUACACCCUGACUACAAGACGGCCUUCCCCUCCUUCGAGGACGCCCUGCGCCGCCUGCUCCCCUACCACGUCUACCAGGGGGCCCUGCCGUCCCCCCGCGACCACCGAAGAGUGGACGAGGAGUUCGAGACCGUUUCCACGCAGCUGCUGAAGCGCACUCAGGCCAUGCUGAACAAAUACCGCCUGCUGCUCCUGGAGGAGUCCCGGAGAGUGAGUCCUUCGGCCGAGAUGGUGAUGAUCGAUCGGAUGUUCAUCCAAGAGGAGAAGACCACCCUGGCCCUGGACAAGCAGCUGGCCAAGGAGAAGCCUGACGAGUACGUGUCCUCCUCGAGGCCGCACAGCCUGUCCGUCCUGGGCUCGGAGAGCCACGGCGCCCACCGGCCGUCCUGUGCCCCGGCCCAGCCCGCGCUCUCGUCGUCCACCCCGGCCCAGCCGCCCCCGCACCCCCCCACCAAGCUGGUGAUCCGGCACGGCGGGGCGGGCGGCUCCCCCUCUGUGACCUGGGCGCGGGCCUCGUCGUCGUCCUCAUCCUCGUCGUCGUCCUCAUCCUCCUCGGCGGCCUCCUCGCUGGACGCGGACGAGGACGCGCCGCUGCCGUCCCGGAGCCGGCCACCCAUCAAGACCUACGAGGCGCGCAGCCGGAUCGGCCUCAAGCUGAAGAUCAAGCAGGAGGCCGGGCUCAGCAAGGUGGUCCACAACACGGCCCUGGACCCCGUCCACCACCCGUCCCCAGGCCCCAAGGGGCCUGAGCCCCCGGCCCCGCCGCCGCCGGCCUCCUCGGGCCAGAUGAAUGGGACGGUGGAGCAUCCCCCGGCGCCCGCGGAUCGGAAGCCCGCGCCCCCUGCCGCCCACUGCCCCCGGCUGCCCCUCCGCAAGACCUACCGGGAGAACGUGGACGCCCUGGGCGGCUGCCGGCCCGGAGCCCCGCGGGCAGCUGCGGGGGGAAGCCCGGCCCCGGCGCCCAACCCGGCACCCCUCAUCAAGGGGGACGACGCGGCCGGCGGCCUCAUCCGCGAGCUGGCCGAGGUGGAGGACGAGCUGUACCAGCGGGUGAUGAAGGCCGGCCCUCUGGACGUGGUGACCGGUGGGGCCGGCCCCGGGCCCGGCGGGGAGCCCACCUGGGAGGCACCCCCCCUGCCCCCCGCCAAGAGGCGCAAGUCGGAGUCCCCGGACAUGGACAACGCCAGCUUCUCGAGCGACAGCCCGCAGGACGACUCUCUGACCGAGCACCUCCAGAGCGCCAUCGACAGCAUCCUCAACCUCCAGCAGGCGGCCCCCCAGCCCUCUGGCCGGACUGCGGGGGGCCCCUCCUACCCCCACCCCACCGCCUCCCCGCCCCUGCACCGGCCCGACGGCUACCUGGGCCCCAGCCACAACGGGGGCCUGGGCGCCAGGACGUUGAACAGAUAACAGCAGAGCACCCCUCCCUGCCC